CGUCACCUCCCCAGAAUUCGAAUUCCCCAGUCAGCUGCUGUUCACAUGUCUCAGCGUGCGUUGUAGAUUGUUUUGAUGAUGUGUUAGAAGGCUGCACGGUCUCGAGGGUAGGUUCGUUCGAAGGACGCAGGGUGUUCCUCUCUCCUGCUGCUUUUUCCGCAAUGCUACCCUGAUAUAAUUGGCCGGCAACACCAUGAUCUGGUUCGUCUACGGCUUGCUCAGCUGCUUCAAACUGCUGCUCGUGCCGGCGUACCGUUCAACUGACUUUGAAGUGCACCGCAACUGGCUGGCCGUGACGCACUCGCUGCCCCUGAAACAAUGGUACACGGACGAGACAUCGCCCUGGACGCUCGACUACCCGCCACUUUUCGCCUGGUUCGAGUACCUGCUUUCACAGGUGGCGGCCUUCUUCGACCCUGAGAUGCUGCGCGUCUCCAACCUCAACUACGCCUCCAACGCCACCGUCCUCUUCCAGCGCCUCUCUGUGAUCAUCACCGACGCCUUCCUCGCCUAUGGCACCAAGGAGUGCUGCUCCUUCAUUAGAGCGAGCGGGGUGCGAAAGAGCAGUCGAUGGACCCUCACGUGGGGCUCGCCGAUCUCGGUGCUGGCCCUCCUCGUGCUCGGCAAUGCCGGCCUCCUCAUGGUCGACCACAUCCAUUUCCAGUACAACGGGUUCCUCCUUGGCAUUCUCCUCAUCUCCAUCGCCAGGAUGCUCCAGGGCAAGUACCUGAGUUCGGCGGCUUGGUUCAGUGCCCUGUUGAACCUGAAACACCUGUUCCUCUACGUGGCGCCUGCUUACGGCGUUUAUCUCCUGCGAAACUACUGUUUAUGUGACCCAGAAGAGCCGGAGUCAAGAGGCUUGUGGAUUUUGGGCGGCAAAAGACUCUCCAUUAGCAGGGUUGCAAAGCUGGCCUGCAUUGGUGGACUCAUCUGCUUUGCCUCGUUUGGGCCUUUCAUUUUUGCGGGACAAUUUGGACAGGUGCUUUCGAGGCUUUUCCCCUUCAAGAGAGGUCUUUGCCACUCAUACUGGGCGCCAAAUUUCUGGGCCCUGUACAACGCCGCUGACAAAAUGGCAGUUAUUGUUGGCAAAAGACUGGGCUUUCCGAUAGUAUCAAAUUCUGCUGUGAUGACUGGGGGUCUGGUGCAGGAGUUCGAGCACACGGUCCUGCCAUCAAUCUCACCAAGAGUUACGUUCGUCUGCAGUGUGGUAACCAUGCUGCCAGCGCUGAUAAAGCUGUGGCUGUCCCCGGCCAACCCUCUGCACUUUGUCCGGUGCAUUGUUCUGUGUGCCUUCUCAUCCUUCAUGUUCGGCUGGCAUGUGCACGAGAAAGCUGUCCUACUCAUGAUCAUUCCACUCAGUCUGCUGGCAGUGCUGUGGAGGAAAGAAGCAAGAAUCUACCUCUUGCUCUCCACCGUCGGCAAUUACUCACUCACGCCUCUCCUCUUCACACCUCUAGAGAUCCCGCUGAAGGGUUUGCUGGUGUUGUGCCACGCUGUGUAUGCGUUCGUGCAGCUGCACCAGAUGUUCAACCUGCAGAAGGGCUCGAUUUUGCGACUGCCGCUGCUGAACCGUUUCGAGAGCGUGUACACGCUGGGCCUGGCGCCGCUGUUCCUCUACCAGCACGCGCUGCACGGCGCCCUGUUCGGCGCCGCGCUGCCCUUCCUGCCACUGCUGCUGACGUCCACCUACUGCGCCCUCGGGGUCACCUACUGCUGGGCCGUCUUCUACUUCCACUUCCUCUUCUCCGGCAACCACAAAAGAAAAAUACACUGAUCGAUGACAAAGUUUGUUUCUUUUCAAAUCGCGCUCGUUUUAAAAUCGGGACCAAAGAAGAACAACUCGAAAUAUAUGUAAAAGUCUGUGUUUGCCUGUGCUUGGUUUCUUUCUCUAUAUCUCUUGCGUGUGUUGAUGUUGUGAAAGUAAUUUUAGCGCUGAUGAUCAAGAUGUUCCAAAUACAAAUUUGUGGAACGUAAUUUUGAAGUA
Molecule: messenger RNA, 1984 nt
Organism: Cloeon dipterum
Lineage: Eukaryota; Metazoa; Arthropoda; Insecta; Ephemeroptera; Baetidae
Gene: xit
Product: ALG6/ALG8 family glucosyltransferase xit
Exons: 9
Coding region: 194-1774 (526 amino acids)
Biological process (GO): protein N-linked glycosylation
Cellular component (GO): endoplasmic reticulum membrane
Molecular function (GO): dolichyl pyrophosphate Glc1Man9GlcNAc2 alpha-1,3-glucosyltransferase activity
Source: RefSeq, a predicted model, not a curated record